AUGGAUCGAUUAUCAAGAAUGCUGCAGGCGGCGCAAGGCAUGGGACAAGGAGGAGGCGGACCAGCACAGGAUACCAACAUCGUCGACAAUGCCGAAACCGUGUACAUCUCCUCGCUCGCCCUCCUCAAGAUGCUGCGACAUGGCCGAGCAGGUGUGCCUAUGGAGGUUAUGGGUUUGAUGCUGGGAGAGUUUGUCGACGACUACACGGUCCGCGUGGUAGAUGUCUUCGCCAUGCCACAGUCCGGGACGGGUGUGUCGGUCGAAGCAGUAGAUCCGGUAUUUCAGACCAAGAUGAUGGACAUGCUACGGCAGACGAACAGACCAGAAACAGUCGUCGGCUGGUACCACUCACAUCCCGGUUUCGGUUGCUGGCUCUCCUCCGUCGACAUCAACACACAGCAAUCUUUCGAGCAGCUUACCCCUCGCGCUGUCGCCGUCGUCAUCGACCCCAUCCAGUCCGUGAAAGGCAAGGUCGUCAUCGACGCCUUCCGCCUCAUCAACCCGCAAUCGCUCAUGCUCGGGCAAGAGCCACGCCAAACCACGUCGAACCUCGGUCACCUCAACAAACCUUCGAUACAAGCGCUCAUCCACGGCCUGAAUCGGCACUACUACAGCAUCGGAAUCGGCUACCGCAAGACCGCGCUCGAAGAGGCCAUGCUUAUGAAUCUGCACAAAACCGUGUGGACCGAAGCCCUCACUAUGCCCGAUUUCGCAACAGAAGGCUCGCGCAAUCAAGCCAACCUCACGAAGCUCGUUUCGCUCGCCGAAGGCUACCACAAGCGCGUGAAGGAAGAGUCGGAGCUCACGAAGGAGCAGUUACGGACACGAUAUGUGGGCAAGGUGGACCCAAAGAAGCACAUCGAGACCGUAGGGCAGGAAUUGAUUGAGGACAACAUCGUGGGCGUUACAAGGCAGAUGAUUGACAAGGAGGCUGGCGUGCCGAGCAAGGGGCUUGCGAUGAGAGGGAAGGAGGGCGCUGCGAAUGGCGAGGUGAACGGAGAUGGGGCGAUGGAGGUUGAUGGGCAGUAG
Saxophila tyrrhenica is the source of this 1029-nucleotide messenger RNA. RefSeq names its product multicatalytic endopeptidase (gene RPN11). The transcript is spliced from 3 exons. The record is from RefSeq and is a predicted model, not a curated record. Gene Ontology annotation, cellular component: proteasome regulatory particle, lid subcomplex. The coding region runs from base 1 to 1029 and encodes 342 amino acids. Lineage: Eukaryota; Fungi; Ascomycota; Dothideomycetes; Mycosphaerellales; Extremaceae. Gene Ontology annotation, biological process: proteasome-mediated ubiquitin-dependent protein catabolic process; protein deubiquitination. Gene Ontology annotation, molecular function: metallopeptidase activity; proteasome binding; protein binding.